Tilletiopsis washingtonensis is the source of this 563-nucleotide messenger RNA. RefSeq names its product DUF423-domain-containing protein. The transcript is spliced from 4 exons. Lineage: Eukaryota; Fungi; Basidiomycota; Exobasidiomycetes; Entylomatales. The coding region runs from base 1 to 420 and encodes 139 amino acids. The record is from RefSeq and is a predicted model, not a curated record.
AUGUCCUACGCCAACAACCUCGCGCCCAUCGCCUGCCUCUCGGGCGCCACCGCUGUCGCGCUCGGCGCGUUUGGCGCACACAGCCUCAAGGACCGCCUCUCCUCGUACCAGCAGGAGUCGUGGAAGACGGCCGUCUCCUACCAACUCGUCCACUCCGGCGUGCUGCUCCUCGUCGCCACGCUCCCCGCGCUGCCCAGCUCGUCGCAGGCCGGCGGCGCGCGCAGCUUUGCCGCCGCGGCCCUCGGCUCGGGCAUUGCCCUCUUCUCCGGCUCGAUCUACGGCCUCUGCCUCACCAAGGAGGGCGACGGCAUCCGCAAGGCUCUGGGCCCCGCGACGCCCAUCGGCGGCCUCGCGCUCAUCGCCGGCUGGGUCAGCCUGGCCGUCAGCUUCCGUGGCGGCAUUGCGCCGCGCCUGCGCUGAGCCGGCGCUGCAGACCCGCCAUACCCUGCUCCGUAUGCCACCCCUCCCUUUCCCCAGCAAUGCAGCUGCUCUCACACAGGUGCGGUGCGGAGCGAAUAGUGACACAGACGAGAACUAGAGUACAGGCGCGCGCCGGCGACGGC